AUGUUUGGCUGGGGUGCUGGGCUGGCCGGAGAAGGAACGAAAACCCCCGCGGACCCGACACCACUCGAUUUCCCGGUGUAUAACCUCCCCAAUGUCGCCUCCAAUGAAUCCGACUCGAGGCUUACGGAGAUGUCCGAUCUCCUCGCCGAUAUCAAGCGCCCGCAGGACAUCACCAUGGAACGCUUCAGACCCUUGAAUCUACAGAUGGACACAGACGUGCCAGUCAGCCGCAUGAUCCCCGAAGACACCUCACACCCUACGGCCCCGCUGCCAUGGGAAGAUACCUCAGAGCCAACGGAAGACAACCCCAGACCUCUGAUGGGGAAUGGGGCGCCGUAUCCCCACAAGGAACGGUACGAGACUCUGCGGGGUGAGAUGGAACUCGACAACGACGAUACUUUCCGCGAGGUGGCUCGGCUGCAGCCGCGCCCCGGUCGUAGUCGAGUCCGCGUUACGCAGUCGAGGAAGUUCUGGACGGGAUUGGAGCGCAUGGCUCAAUACUGGGAUACCAGCUUAGACCAUUACUACGAGCGCCCGGCAAGCCCCGAGGCCACACCACCGUCCGAGGAGGAACAGGCAAACGAUACCAUGUCGGUGGACGAGGAGCUUAAGAUUCCAGACGGCCCUGGCGAUGCAAUGGAUGUGGACGAGGCACGCACACUUACACCGGUCGACGAUGCGGAAGAGGCGCGGCCUGCGCCUGCGGUGACCAUGUACACCGGUCGACGAAUCGGCAAUGGCAGCGAGAUGCCCGAUGAUACUCGGGACGAAACUGUUCGUGCCUUCGUCGAGAUGGCUGCAUGGCCCUUCGGAUGUCAAGUGACCGUGCCAACGCUGGCGCCCCGAUUGACUACCAAAAACCUCUUGUUCCCAGUCCGGCAGACGUUCCAGUCGUCACGGUCGCCGCGUGACCGCCAGCUGGCUCGCAGCGGUAUGCUCGAGGGGCCCGUUCUGAUCUCGCAGUGUCGACCCGAGACCUCUUUCCGAAAUGCCAACGACGCACCAGGCACCGGCCUGGGCGAAGUGUGUGAUCUCUUCCGCGAGGUGGGCGGUAUGCUUCUUGCGGCGCAAGAACGAGCCCGCGAAGGUGCCAUUGAGCGCCAGCCUGGUGAGGGCAAAUGGUGGACCACGGCUCCUCGCUUUGGAGGUGCACCCAACGAUGGCAUCCUGGAAGAUCUCAUCAACAACGGACACGGGAUGUCCCUGCCUGACUCGAUGAUGGAAGAAGCCCGCCCAGCCCCGGAGGCGAAGCGUCGCCAAUUUGAGCACCCAUUCGUCACUUCGCUGUCCCGGCGGCCCAGCGCCAUGCGCAGACUCACCAGCAGUGAGAAAUGGAAGAUCCUGCAGCCCGGUCCAAGUCUGUGGGACAAACGCAUGAGCUAUAUGCAGAUAGGCAAGGUUCAAGAGUGUCCCUUUGACGAUAUUUACAUGAUCUCCUCGAUCAACCACCACGUCGCAAUCCUCCAUCUUCGCGUCCACCGACGAUACCUCGAUAUCCUGACCGACGGCCACAGCAGCUAUCCCGCGGACUCUGGCUCGGACGAACAGCCAUGGCACGUUCUGAAGCUGCAGCGGACCCGGUGGCUGGAUCUGUUCGAUGCGAACGAUCGUAUAGAAGCGCUGAGAGGUAUCUGGCAGCUGUUCCACCACCAGCUUCGACUGACGCGUCGUGAAGGCGAUGUCCCCGUUGCGAUAGAACUUCCUAUAGAGCAUCUUCCUAUAGAGAUUUGA
Messenger RNA from Penicillium brevicompactum, 1731 nucleotides. RefSeq lists its product as uncharacterized. The coding region runs from base 1 to 1731 and encodes 576 amino acids. NCBI's taxonomy places the organism in Eukaryota, Fungi, Ascomycota, Eurotiomycetes, Eurotiales, Aspergillaceae. The transcript has 3 exons. The record is from RefSeq and is a predicted model, not a curated record.